AGAGAAACGUUAAGACCCGCUCUCACUCAGCAGGCUCUCCAGAGGGCACAUUCAGGGCUUUGAAAGAUGCUGAAAAAUCGCCUCUCAGCUGUGACCUGGCUCUGCGUCUUCCUCAUGGCCUUUGUCAGUCACCCAGCAUGGCUGCAGAAGCCCCCGAAGCGCAAGACACCUGCACAGCUGAAAGCAGCCACCUGCUGCCAGGAGAUGAAGGAGCUCAGAGCCCAGGUGGCCAACCUAAGCAGCCUGCUGGCUGACUUGAGCAAGAAGCAGGAGAGUGACUGGGUCAGUGUGGUCAUGCAGGUGAUGGAGCUGGAGAGCAACGGCAAGCGCAUGGAGUCGCGGCUCACAGAUGCUGAGAGCAAGUACUCGGAGAUGAACAACCAGAUCGACAUCAUGCAGCUGCAGGCAGCGCAGACCAUCACACAGACCUCCGCAGAUGCUAUCUAUGACUGCUCGUCCCUGUACCAGAAGAACUACCGCAUCUCUGGAGUGUACAAGCUUCCUUCCGAUGAAUUCCUGGGCAGCCCUGAGCUAGAGGUGUUCUGUGAUAUGGAGACUGCAGGUGGAGGCUGGACCAUCAUCCAGAGACGCAAGAGUGGCCUUGUCUCCUUCUACCAAAACUGGAAGCAAUACAAGCAGGGCUUUGGCAGCAUCAGGGGGGACUUCUGGCUGGGGAAUGAGCACAUCCACCGGCUCACCAGACAGCCAACACGGCUCCGUGUGGACAUGGAGGACUGGGAGGGCAACAUGCGCUUCGCAGAGUACAGCCACUUUGCUCUGAGCAAUGAAUUCAAUAGCUACCGCCUCUUCCUGGGGAACUACAGUGGCAAUGUGGGCAAGGAUGCCCUCCUCUACCACAACAACACCGUCUUCAGCACCAAGGACAAGGACAACGACAACUGCUUGGACAACUGUGCCCAGCUCCGCAAAGGAGGAUACUGGUACAACUGCUGCACCGACUCCAAUCUCAACGGGGUAUACUACCGCCUAGGGGAGCACAGGAAGCACCUGGAUGGCAUCACCUGGUAUGGCUGGCAUGGGGCCACCUACUCCCUCAAACGGGUGGAGAUGAAGAUCCGCCCCGAAGCCUUCAAGCCCUGAAAGGAGGCUCUGGGGCGCAGGGCUGCAGAAGUGAGGGCAGGUAGGCUGGGAGGAGGGUAUAGAAUGGGUAAAGAUGAGGACCGGCCCACCACCUCUGGUGGGAGUCAUUCUCUGAGGAGCAUGGCAGAACUAGUAUGCGGGCUGCGAAGUGAGCACAUGGGCAUGCUAAAAUUGUAAGUACCAAGGCUGUUAUGGCAAAUGGAUGAAGCAUUUAAGCCCAGUGCGCCCUGCCACAGACUCGCAGAAUUCUCAGGGUGCAGGGCUGAGUGGGCUCCCUCUGCCCCUGAUCUGCCCACAGAGUGGCAGCUCCUCUUUUCCACAUGAUUUAUCUGUGGGGAAAUAAAAUGGUGAGGACACUUUGCCCAUUUUCUGCAUAUGAAAAAAACAGCAAACCCCCUUUGCUAUAAAAAAGAACUAUGAUUUUCUUGUCAAAAGAGAGACUUUGAAUAUUACAAAAAGGACCAGAAGUUGGUGGUGGA
Molecule: messenger RNA, 1580 nt
Organism: Dipodomys spectabilis (banner-tailed kangaroo rat)
Lineage: Eukaryota; Metazoa; Chordata; Mammalia; Rodentia; Heteromyidae
Gene: Angptl7
Product: angiopoietin like 7
Exons: 5
Coding region: 67-1101 (344 amino acids)
Source: RefSeq, a predicted model, not a curated record